This is a messenger RNA of Lathyrus sativus (Indian pea), 330 nucleotides long. The record is from the annotation of a GenBank genome assembly. NCBI's taxonomy places the organism in Eukaryota, Viridiplantae, Streptophyta, Magnoliopsida, Fabales, Fabaceae.
AUGUCUCAUGUGGUUCAAAUAGGUAGUAGUGAUGUGAAAUCAAAUGAUCAAGAACAUGAAACACUACAAUUUUGCACUCAAGUUAGUAUAGAAAAUAUUAACCAUGUUGAAGAAGUUGCAUCUGCACCAGUUGUGAAUAUGUCUAAACAAAGGUUCCAACAAAAAGAGGAUGAAAUUCUUAUUCAGUCAUGGCUCAACGUUUCAAAGGAUUCAAUUGUUGGGGUUGAUAAAAAAGGAGAUAGUUUUUGGAAGAGAAUUGGAGAAGCUUUUACCAAGCAUCGUGACAUUAAUUAUAAAGAGAGGAAAUCGAUGGCACUAAAAGGGAGAUGA